This is a messenger RNA of Halteromyces radiatus, 1437 nucleotides long. RefSeq names its product P-loop containing nucleoside triphosphate hydrolase protein. Bases 1 to 1437 code for a protein of 478 amino acids. Gene Ontology annotation, biological process: transmembrane transport. The record is from RefSeq and is a predicted model, not a curated record. Gene Ontology annotation, cellular component: membrane. The transcript has 7 exons. Lineage: Eukaryota; Fungi; Mucoromycota; Mucoromycetes; Mucorales; Cunninghamellaceae. Gene Ontology annotation, molecular function: ATP hydrolysis activity; ATP binding; ABC-type oligopeptide transporter activity.
AUGACCUUCUUUGAUCGCAAUCGAACAGGUGAAUUGAUUUCUCGUUUGUCUACUGACACUGCCAUUGUGGGCAAAAGUAUUACCAACAACGUCAGUGAUGGUUUACGAGCUUUGGCAACAGCUAGUGUUGGUUCCACCAUGAUGUUAUAUGUUAGUCCGAAAUUAACUGGGAUUAUGAUGCUUAUUAUUCCUCCUGUGGCUGUGUUUGGUAUUGUCUAUGGUCGAUACGUUAAAACUUUAUCACGCAAAACACAAACAGCUGUAGGUGAAAUCACCAAGGUGGCAGAAGAAAAGAUCAGCGCAAUUAGGACAGUACAAGCAUUUGCUAAGGAAAAGAAAGAAGCUGGAAGAUAUGAAGCACGAGUUAAGGAUUUAUAUCAAUUGGCUCGGAAGGAAGCUUUGGCUAGUGGUGCUUUCUUCGGUGGUGCAGGACUUUCUGGAAAUCUUGCUGUUCUUGCAGUAUUAUGGCAUGGUGGAUCUAUGGUCAUGAACGAUAUUAUUACUAUUGGUGAAUUGGCAUCAUUUAUGCUCUACACUGCCUAUGUUGGCACUUCUUUACAAGGCUUGACAUCGUUUUAUUCAGAAAUCAUGAAAGGGGUUGGAGCUUCUGAUCGAUUAUUUGAAUUACUUCAAAGAAAAAGUCAAAUUGAUGUUGAUAAUGGUAAAAUAUUAGACAAGGUCAAAGGUAAAAUUGAAUUCGACAAGGUAUCAUUCGUCUAUCCAACACGUGAUAAGAGUCCAAUCUUCAAGGAUUUAUCGUUAAGCAUUGAACCUGGAACUGUUGUAGCUGUAGUGGGACCAUCAGGAAGCGGUAAAAGUAGUUUGGGAUCAUUACUACUUCGAUACUAUGAUCCAGAUCAUGGUAAUAUAUACGUGGAUGGUACAAACAUUAAGGAUCUCAACAUGCAUUGGUGGCGUGAACAAAUUGGUGUGGUAUCUCAAGAACCAGUACUUUUCCAAGGAACCAUUGCUGAAAAUAUUGCUUAUGGAUGUGAAAAUGCAACGAUAGAUGAAAUCAAGGCAGCAGCGAAAAGGGCUAACUGUGCCAAUUUUAUUGAAUCAUUCCAUGAUAAGUAUGAUACCUUGGUUGGUGAACGAUCUGUGGCACUUAGUGGUGGACAAAAACAAAGAAUUGCUAUUGCAAGAGCAUUAUUGAAGAAUCCUUCUGUUUUGAUAUUAGAUGAAGCAACAAGUGCAUUAGAUUCUGAAAGUGAAUUACUUGUACAAGAUGCUUUAAAUGAAUUGAUGCGUGGACGAACAGUAUUUACUAUCGCACAUCGUAUGUCAAGUAUUCGAUCAGCCGAUCUUGUGGCAUGUAUCAACAAUGGACAUAUAGCAGAACUUGGAACAUACAAUGAACUCUUGAAUAUUGAAGGUGGUGUUUUCCGUAGAUUGGUGGAAUUACAAACUUUGAACUCUUCAGAUCAUUCUCAUUAG